This is a messenger RNA of Symbiodinium sp. CCMP2456, 747 nucleotides long. Lineage: Eukaryota; Dinophyceae; Suessiales; Symbiodiniaceae. The record is from the annotation of a GenBank genome assembly.
AUGGCGCCCCUCGCUGAGGCAUUUGCCCUCGGAGUGUCUCCACCCUGCCUGCCUUCAUCCAGGCUCGCCUCAAAGCCUAGGCGGACAAUGCACGAAGCUUCGGAGCCAGGCAUGCUGCCGUCGGCCCUCUCAGCAGCACCAUUCCUGGUGGCGGGCGCUGUGGUCCAGCGCAAGAUCCAGGUCUUCGCUGGAGUUGCUCGUCGGAGGCGGAUGGCAAGCGCUGGGGCGGCCGUCGCCAUGAGGGUGACGCCGCAGGAAGAGCCGAACGUGGCACAAGAGGCCGAAGCUACUCAGGAAACGCCCCCCACUCCUGGCACGGACGACAACAGUGCUGCUUUGUCCCAGCGGCUGCGGCAGCGGCUCGCUUCUACAAUUGCGGACCAGGAGGCCCAAGUGGAGGCUGUGCCAACCGAGGAUCAGAAGCGGAUUGUUCAGCAGGAGGUGGACCUGAAUGGUAUCGAUCCGACAGCCUGCUUUGUAGGGGCAGCGCCUGUCGCUGCGUUGAGCUACGGCUUCUGGACCUUCACGUCGCGAUCGGCCGAGUGGUUCUACAAUCACCCAGUGGAGAGCGAUUUCUACCCCGUUCAGCGGCUGGGGUUUGUCUUCCAAGCCGCCGUGGUCGGUCUGGGUGCCGAGAUGCUGGCGGGUAUGAAGCUGCGUCCUGUGGCGGUAGGGUUGCCCGCUGUGAUAACCUAUGGACGUCCCUGCGCAUAUAGGCAGAUGGAUGGAGCUGCCUUCUUUAAUUAA